This is a messenger RNA of Mya arenaria, 1631 nucleotides long. Its product is annotated as organic cation transporter protein-like. The transcript is spliced from 9 exons. Bases 1 to 1437 code for a protein of 478 amino acids. Gene Ontology annotation, cellular component: membrane. Gene Ontology annotation, molecular function: transmembrane transporter activity. Lineage: Eukaryota; Metazoa; Mollusca; Bivalvia; Myida; Myidae. Gene Ontology annotation, biological process: transmembrane transport. The record is from RefSeq and is a predicted model, not a curated record.
AUGCUGUUCAUGGUGUACGGCGCGGCGGCCCCGGACUGGUGGUGUUCUGAAGGAAUAGAGCUAGGAAACGUCACAAGUGGAGCGGCGGGCAAUGAUUCCCGACGGAAGGGCUGCGAAAUCCAUCUGAAUGGUGUCUCCAAACCUUGCGAACAGUUUAAGUUCAGCGAUGAGAUGAAUACUAUAGUGUCUCGGUUUUCUCUGGUUUGCGACCACGAGUGGAUCUCCUCAACUAUAACCUCCAUCCAGAUGGCUGGCAUCCUCGUGGGGAACAUUGCAUGUGGCCAAGUGGCCGAUCUUAUUGGCCGAAAGAAACCGUUUUUUGCCUCCAUACUGGCCCUUGUCCUCCUCAACAUUGGUGCCGCGUUCUCUGUCUCCUGGGUGAUGUUCGCCGUCUUUCGCUUCCUAAUCGGGGUUUCCGUGGGAUUCGAAGUCAUUGUUCAGUACAACCUAACUGCAGAAUUUACACAGACUCGUUGGAGGACGUGGGUUGUGGCUAUGCCGUCCUGGGCCAUUGCUACUUCGCUGUUUGCCCUCGUCUGCUGGGCCCUGAACGACUGGGUGUGGAUCCACAUUGCCACCGCCGCCACUGGACUCCCUCUUCUGUUCACAUACUGGUUUGUUCCUGAGAGCUUCCGUUGGUAUAUCGGUCAUGACAGAAUUGAGGAUGCCAAACAAAUAGUAAAAAAGAUGGCGCGAUAUAACAGGAAGCCCGUCCCCAAGAGCUUGGACUAUAUAGGGAAAGAAAACGCAGAAAGCGGGGACCAGAAAUAUUUCUUUAGCGACUUGUUUAAAGAAAGAAAACUGAGACUGUAUACGUGCCUAUUUAUGUUAGUUUGGAUGACCCUACGGCUUACCACGUAUGGGAUCCAGUUUGGGGUUCCUAGGCUGUCCGGAAAUCUGUUCAUAAACAUGUUUAUCCUCGGCCUCACUCUAAGCCCAAUACAAUUCAUCAACAUCUGGCUUCAAAACAGACUGGGUCGGAAGAAAACAGCCUGUUUGUGUUAUGGUCUGGCUGCAGCGGCGGCGUUCGCAGUGGCUGUAACAGCAAGAAUUCCAGAUAGCCAGGGUCAAGACUGGGCCACAAACAUUUUCGCAAUUAUGGCAUUGACCAUGGCAAAUGCCGCCUGGUCGCCACUUCAGACUCUUACAAUGGAAACCUACCCUACCGUGAUCAGAAAUUUGGGUUACGGAACCCAGAACACGAUGACUAGGAUCGGAGCGAUAAUAGGACCACAGCUUGUCUACCUGGAGACAAUGUUUGAGGGAAGCCUGUAUUGGAUCUCAGGCACGGCGCUUGUGGUCGCCAUGGCGCUGCUCGUGCCCAUACCAGAAACUGGAAGAAGAGACCUUGUUGACAAAAUCGUUUUGCCGAUAGCGCCGCCUACAGUAGAAGAUGAUGAUAGCGAAGAAAAGCAGGAGACGACGAGUCUUGUGUGACAUUCAUGUUGUCAUAUGUUUUUACUCUCCUUUUGCUAUGAAUGUUUAACAGUACUUAUACAGUUCGUCUUUUUUCCUCAGUUGUGCAUACUUUAUUUAUAAUUGCGCUCAGGAAAAACACAAAUCACAAAAAGACAAAUGCAAAAUAUCAAUUUAAUUAAAUGGAAAUGAUAUAAACAUAGAUAAAAAGCUUA